Messenger RNA from Labrus mixtus (cuckoo wrasse), 2527 nucleotides. It is a transcript of the gene il21r.1, whose product is annotated as interleukin 21 receptor, tandem duplicate 1. The record is from RefSeq and is a predicted model, not a curated record. NCBI's taxonomy places the organism in Eukaryota, Metazoa, Chordata, Actinopteri, Labriformes, Labridae. The transcript has 9 exons. Gene Ontology annotation, molecular function: cytokine receptor activity; protein binding. Gene Ontology annotation, biological process: immunoglobulin mediated immune response; cytokine-mediated signaling pathway. The coding region runs from base 229 to 1851 and encodes 540 amino acids. Gene Ontology annotation, cellular component: external side of plasma membrane.
AGAAUGGAUGUGGUGGGAAGGCACCAAACAGACAUGGCUCAAAGACACUCAAACCACAUCCUGAGUCACGCCGCUGAUAAUGACGCCUUCGCUGUGAGGAACCUGAAAAUGUUCCCCUAAACGUACUCACACAGUCAGUGCUGCAUCGGGGACUCUGUUGGCUUGGUGGCUGAUUAGCUGGCACAGUUGUGAAUUUAAAGAAGAGGCUGAUAACUGUGGGUCGUCCCCAUGGCUCUGAAAACUGUGCACCUGUUGUCGCUGUGGGGCCUCACUCUGUUUGUUCACGGAGGAACUUCAUUCUGCAAUGUCACCUGCUCCACGGACUACAAUGUCACAGUGAACUGUUCCUGCUCGGCUCCUUUGACGACAUAUUCUGUCAUGGUUCAAGUCAGCUGCAGUGAUGGUUACGGACUCUACGCCAACAGCAGCUGUGAAGUUAAACCGCCUCAGUCCUGGUGCGUCAUGUAUCCUGAAGAUCUCGAAGAUGUUGCCUUCAUCGGGACAAUGUGUACGGCGACCGUCACCCAACAAGAUAGUCAAGGUGUAGUGAAGGGCAUGGAGUCAUCUGUCUGGGAACUGAGUCAUGUUGUGAAAGCUCUGCCUCCUUUGGAUGUCCACGUGACAAACAGUGGCAGAUUUUACAACAUCACCUGGGACCACAACGACAGAGAAAACAGCCUCACAUACAGAGUGCGUGUGAGAGAGAGCAGGAACUUGUCAGAGGAUGCUGCUCUGGUAUACUUAGUGGAAGGAAAGCACAAACUGUUAGAGCACAUGAAGCUGAGGCCACAUGUGAACUACACUGUGGAUGUGGCAGCCAAAAUGUGUCCUGAGAAUCUGUACUGGGGUCCGUGGAGCGAGUGGAGCUCCUCUGCAGAAUGGACGACUACAGGAAGCUCAGCGGUAGAGUUCAAAGGAAUGAAUAAAACUUGGUUGUUUUCCCUCCUGUCCAUCGUUGCUGUCCUUGGAGUCGUGGUCUAUUCACAGAAAACAUAUUUGCAGAAGAAGCUCCACCUGAUCACAUACAUCCCCACACCGCAGGAGUUCUUCAAGCCCCUCUACCACAACUAUGAAGGGAACUUUAAGGACUGGGUGAAACCUGUAUUCAGCGAGAACGAUUUCAUAAGCAUCAACUCACAUGUUCAGAGGAAAAGCGAGAAGCAGCCUGAUGUCCUCCAGUGGAAGAAUGAGAAACGAAGCUACAGCGAGGACGAGAUCAAACAAGGUGGUCAUCAUUUCCUCCACAUGAUGCAGCCUCACAACAACCCCCUGCUGUUCGUCCAGGCCGCUGGUAGUUCUCAGAGCUCAGGUCACUCCAGUGGACACAUCUCCAUCCACACCGUAACCUUGUCUGGAGAAGGAGAGUUUGAGGAGGAAGUUAGGUCAAGGAACUCUGAAAACACCCUCAGAAGUUACCGAGAUGGAGAAAGCUUUACUUCAUUUGAAGACGACAACAGAGAACUUGCUGGCUACAAUUUAGAAGAGCUUCGGUUGUCCAGGUUGGAUGGACAUAGUGGGAUGUUACCUCAGCUUGAUAAUCAAAUAUCCAAUGACAUAUCAUCAGAAAAUUCAAACUUUGAGCCACAUGCCAUGAUUAAUGAACCAGAGAGGUUAUCACUCGACUCGUUCGUCUCACAGGAGCAGUCAGAAGACGGCUACCCUCACGUGGACCUGGACACUGUCGACAGUGGGUUUGGAGAGUGCAGCAGCCCUGGAGCCUCAGACUCAAACAUGGCAGGGCAGAUGGAUUUAUUUCAGGAGCACAAAAACUCAAAUUCCAACUAUGUCAAGCAGUGGAUGAUAUGUAGCACUAUUCAGGAAGACUCAAACAACACAGAGCAGGCUUCCUGAAACCCAAUGAUACAUGUUGUAUCACUUUUUUUCUGUGAAUAAUGUCAUAUUCAAAGGUUUUACAAUUUGUACGAUAUAUGUAUAUAGCAAGAUUUCUUUGUUUGGUUUUGUGAUACAUUUUUUAUUUAGAAAUGUACAAAGAAAUAACAUCAUACAUUACACAUUUUUUCCCUUUUCUCCCCCCGACCCCGUAGAGAUCACACGUAGUACAUGUACAAAAGUGGAUUUGUGAAAACAUUACCCACAUCAUCCCUAUGGCGACCCCACAUACCCACAUAUCCCCACCCUGGAUCGUCAUCUAUCAUGAAGAUCCUUUACUUACUAUUUUUGAAUGUUUCAAUUGGAUGCAUAAAGGUUUAUUUUGCUUCUUUCAUCGAUGUACUUCUUGAGAAAAUCUAUAAUUCAUAACUCUCGCACUUCAGACUGGAUCGACCUGGGUUCAAAAUGUUGCAGUGGUUUGUACAUCUGCAUGAUGUUUUUUGUUUUAUCUCUGUUUACACAGCUUCAUAUUGUCAUGGUCAUGCAGGCUUCGUCUGCUUGUACUGUAGCACCAGCAAGCUUGCUGCCUUAUCAAGAUGUCUGAUAAUGCCUGUUCUCCUUGCUUGUGCGUAUUUUCAGUAACCACUGUAAUCACCCGUCCUGUUUUUGUGAAAUGUCAGUAAAAAGAGCAAACUUA